ACCCCUUGUUUCUCUAUGUUGAAAUCUUCCCACUGUUCAGGUGAUGGACCUCAGUGUAGAGACUACGUCAUCAGUCUAGGAGUGAUAAAGCCCCUGCUCUCGUUUAUUAAUCCUUCUAUCCCAAUCAGCUUCUUAAGGAAUGUCACAUGGGUUAUUGUCAAUCUGUGCAGAAAUAAAGACCCAGCACCACCAGGAGAAACCAUUCAGGAGUUGCUACCAGCUUUGAGUGUAUUAAUACAACACAGUGACACGAAUAUUCUAGUUGACACAGUGUGGGCCCUCUCCUAUUUGACAGAUGGAGGAAAUGAACAAAUUCAGAUGGUGAUAGAUUCUGGUGUUGUACCUCAUCUAAUUCCACUUCUCAGCUGCCAAGAAGUCAAAGUUCAGACAGCUGCACUGAGAGCUGUGGGUAAUAUCGUAACUGGCACUGAUGAGCAGACGCAGAUCAUAUUGAAUUGUGAUGUACUCUCCCACUUCCCAAACCUCCUCACUCACCCAAAGGAAAAGAUCAAUAAGGAAGCAGUAUGGUUUCUUUCAAAUGUCACAGCUGGAAACCAGCAGCAAGUGCAAUCGGUCAUAGAUGCUGGACUCAUUCCCAUGAUCGUGCAUCAUCUCACCAAAGGAGAUUUUGGGACUCAGAAGGAAGCAGCCUGGGCCAUCAGUAACCUGACAAUUAGUGGGAGAAAGGAACAGGUUGAAUAUCUCGUACAGCAGAAUGUUAUCCCUCCUUUCUGUAAAUUGCUUGGUGUGAAGGAUCCUCAGGUGAUUCAGGUGGUUCUUGAUGGUCUAAAUAACAUUCUGAAAGUGGCUGGUUCUGACACGAAUACUUUAGUUGAAAUGAUAGAGGAAUGUGGAGGACUUGAAAAGAUUGAAGCUUUGCAGCAGCAUGAGAAUGAGGACAUCUAUAAGCUUGCCUUUGAGAUCAUCGACCACUACUUUUGUGGCGAGGAG
This is a messenger RNA of Rhincodon typus (whale shark), 951 nucleotides long. RefSeq names its product importin subunit alpha-4-like. Gene Ontology annotation, biological process: NLS-bearing protein import into nucleus. The transcript is spliced from 8 exons. Gene Ontology annotation, cellular component: nucleus; nucleoplasm. Gene Ontology annotation, molecular function: nuclear import signal receptor activity; protein binding. The annotation marks the transcript as partial. The record is from RefSeq and is a predicted model, not a curated record. Lineage: Eukaryota; Metazoa; Chordata; Chondrichthyes; Orectolobiformes; Rhincodontidae.